Closterium sp. Naga37s-1 is the source of this 785-nucleotide messenger RNA. NCBI's taxonomy places the organism in Eukaryota, Viridiplantae, Streptophyta, Zygnematophyceae, Desmidiales, Closteriaceae. The record is from the annotation of a GenBank genome assembly.
UCCCUGUUCUCCUCGACUGUCAGGCGCUGUGGAUUCGCAACUUCACGGGAUGGACCACGGGGGAGGAUUGUGCCACUGCGGAGGGCCUGCAGUGUGACAGUAACGGGAUGAUCGUGAAGAUGUCAAUGGAUAUGUCGUCUCUUGCAGGGGUGCUGCCGUCGUCCAUCGGCAACCUGACUCUGCUGACCCACCUCAACUUCUUUCAGAACAAUCUCGACAGUGACAUCCCCACCACCUUUGGCGCUCUCACCAACCUGCAGCACCUCAAUCUUGGCAUCAACAUGCUCACAGGCCCGCUCCCUCUGUUCCUCGACACGCUCUCACUCCUCACCUUCUUAGACCUGUCCAAGAACAACGUAUCUGUAUCCCUGCGGUCAACUCUGGGAUCACUCGCAUGUUGCAGCAGCUCUUCCACUUCAUUCCCUCACAUCUCCCUCCCUCCUUCACCCCCACCUACCCCAUGUGUCCCCCCUUGUCCAGAGAUCUGUCCAAGAACAACGUAUCUGCAUCCCUGCCAUCAACACUGGGAUCACUCUCAACCCUCACAUGGCUGUACGUUGCUCGCUCUCCCUCACGUCAUCAUCCUAAUCUUCCUCCCCCUCUUUCCCUCGUUUAGUCCCCCCUUCUCUCCUGGUUCCCCCUCACGCCUUUCCGCCCCUGUUGUCCGUCUCACCCCCUCUAAACACCCCACCUCAAACCUCCCCUCGCCCCCGUCCCACACCCUUCAUCAUUUCUCUGUUCUUUCAAACCUCACAGAUCACCCCCAGUUCCACCACCGACCUUAA